CCGCCGCGGCGAUGCAAGCCGCCGCGGUGAACACCAUGCAGGCGCAGCAGCAGGCGCAGCAGCAGCAGGCGGCCAAGGCUGUCAAAGCAGCCGCCGCCGCCUCGGAGCGCGCGGUGACCGCGCGGUACGCGGCGAAGAGCGUCGCGCCGCGUGCCCCGCCCCCCGCGGAGAACGCCAGCGGCGACAUCAUCGAGGCCACCACCGAGCCGCUGGACCUGGCACGAUACUUGGACGCGGUUCGGGGGGGAUACGACGGCGAGGACUCGGGCCCGGAGCUCGCCACGCUGAUCAGCACCGUCGACUCCAAGCACGGGGACAAGCAACCGCUCGGCGAAUCCCUCGCGCAGCACGGCGCCCUCGUGGAGGGCGCCCUGCUGCGCAUCUCCCAGGCUAUCCGCAAGCGAUGGAACUGUCGCAGGAUGGCGCUCGUCCUCCGGCUGGGCGCCGCGUCGCUCGGCGACGUGUCACUCAUCGUGGCGUGCUCGGCGAACAAGUGGCGCGACGCCGCAGGCGCCGCGGAGCACGCAGCGAUCGAGAUCAAGGACAAGCUCAUCGCGUCCAUCGCCCCGCAGUGCCUCAGCAAGCAGCCGAUGGCGGCGGCGGCGCUCAAGGCUGUGGCGGCGGCGGCGGGUGUCGGCGGCGAGGCGGGGGAGGAAAAACCGCCCAAAAACGACGACGAAGCGGAUGAAGGGGACGGCGUCGCGAGCGGAGGGGAGGACGCGAAAGAGGCGGACGACGAGGCGAACAACGACGAGGAAGGGGAGGGGAACGACGACGGAGCCGCGGCGGCGAUGGAUGCCCUCGCGGACCCGGGACGGACGUUCAAGGGGGGCGCACACCCGGCGUCGGUUGAGGUCAAGUCGGAGGACUCGGAGCCCAAGGGACUCGACACCCCGGACGAGCGCGCGCACGCGUGAGCACGACGAGGUCCCUCGCGUGGAGGCCUCGCUCGUUGGGAACGGUCGCCGUGCCGGUUCCCGAACCGCCGAACAAAUUUUGCAUGCUGACUUGUGUAACACGAGCUGACGACGUCUGACG
Micromonas commoda is the source of this 1038-nucleotide messenger RNA. RefSeq lists its product with no specific name. The transcript has a single exon. Lineage: Eukaryota; Viridiplantae; Chlorophyta; Mamiellophyceae; Mamiellales; Mamiellaceae. Bases 12 to 917 code for a protein of 301 amino acids. Gene Ontology annotation, biological process: Mo-molybdopterin cofactor biosynthetic process. The record is from RefSeq and is a predicted model, not a curated record.